AUGAAGCAAAAAAAGAAAAAACUAAAAGAAGAAAGUGAUGAUGAGGAAAAAAAGCAAGUUGAACCAAUAAAACCCAGUUCUUUUGAUGAUGGAAAUUUGGACGUUGAUGGUGUAGAUACUGAUGAUUUGCUAGAAGAAAUUGAACAAUUAAUAAAGCCUCGAAAAACAAAAAAGAAAACAAAACGCAUCAUCAAAAAAGCGUCUGUUGAGAAACAAGGCACACUUAAAAAGAUAUCAGAUGUAUAUGAUCCUGUAGCUAUCAAAAAUCUCAGCCUUAAAUAUCCAGAUGCUUACUGGCGAUUUCAUGCUGAUUCAGGCUAUUCUAUGAUCAAUCAAAUUAACAGCGACCACCCAUUACAAACUUUACCACUCGAUAUCAGCGACCAAGGUGCAAUUACAGGUAUGACAUUGUCUAAUGAUGGUAAUCUUCUUGCGACAUUCUCCAAUGUGGGUGUUAUCAAGGUAUGGGAUAUACAAGAUGAUUUUCAUUUGCUCCGUAAAAUUCGAGACUCAAAAGAGACACAUAUUGAUGAGUUUUAUUGCGGCCGCAUCCUUGAGUGUGGACUAUUAGUAACAGGCGGAAAGUUAAAGGAUCGCUAUCGCUGGUCUGCUGAAGAUAACGAUAAUCAUAUUCUACCAUGCCCUAUCAAAAUUUUCGAUUUAGUAACCUGUGAACGCGUUGCUCAAUUAGAAGGACAUUCCGAAGAAAUCUUGUGUAUCAAGGCUAUUCAGUUUAAAGGCAAAAAUUACUUUAUCUCAACAAGCCAAGAUGGUUAUAUUAUCAAAUGGGAAAUGGACGAAACAUGGACAAAACUACAAGAAUCUACACCUAUGACAGAUGGCAUCACUUGUAUGGCAUUUACUGUGAGCUUUGUGCCUAAUACAGGCAAUAAAUACUUUAUCGCCGCUUGUGAUGAACAUCUUCGACUCUAUGACUUUGAACAAAGCUCUUUUAUAAACUGGAUUGACCAAUCUACAACAUUGGAAGAAAUGGAGAAACAAGUCAACCAACUUUCUGUAGACGAUCAGACAACGGAUGCAAUGGAUGUAGAUCAACCAAAAGAAACAGGACCUUUCACCUGGUUUAUCAGUCGAGGAGCAGAAAUGUGUGAUGUGAGCGAGGGUGUUUCUUCCAAACCAAAUACAUGUACCUUGCACAAACUAGUUUAUCCUACCACAAUUGGAGGCAAAUUUCGGUUAGAAACAGUUAAACGAUUUACACAUGAAGAUUAUCAUUCAAAUUCUUGGCUAGUCAAGAUAACAUCUAAUGGUCGAUACAUACUAGCACCUACUAUUUACGGACAGAUCUUUGUGUUCAAUAUAGCCUCUGGUCAAGUAUCAGCCAUUAUCAAAGAACACCAAGACAUUGAAGUAAGAGAUGUUAUAUUUCAUCCUUACAGACCACUCAUCUUUUCGUGCGGUGAUGAUGGCUAUGUCAAAGUGUAUUCAUACUUUGAAGCAUAA
Gilbertella persicaria is the source of this 1464-nucleotide messenger RNA. RefSeq names its product WD40-repeat-containing domain protein. Bases 1 to 1464 code for a protein of 487 amino acids. Gene Ontology annotation, molecular function: protein binding. The record is from RefSeq and is a predicted model, not a curated record. Lineage: Eukaryota; Fungi; Mucoromycota; Mucoromycetes; Mucorales; Choanephoraceae. The transcript has 6 exons.